Messenger RNA from Myxocyprinus asiaticus (Chinese sucker), 3272 nucleotides. Its product is annotated as tumor necrosis factor alpha-induced protein 8-like protein 3. Gene Ontology annotation, biological process: regulation of apoptotic process. The transcript is spliced from 2 exons. Gene Ontology annotation, cellular component: cytoplasm. The coding region runs from base 226 to 834 and encodes 202 amino acids. NCBI's taxonomy places the organism in Eukaryota, Metazoa, Chordata, Actinopteri, Cypriniformes, Catostomidae. The record is from RefSeq and is a predicted model, not a curated record.
AAUGAGAGGAGAAAGUGGAAGUGAGCUAGUGUCAGUAAAAGAAGGCAGUCUGACUACCAAGAGAGAAAAGAGAGUGCUCAGCAAACAGCUCGCACUCAUUGUGUCAGUGAAAUUCUGAACACGGACAGCUGGUGCAUUUGAGCUGAAGAAAACAGUUUUCAGUGCACAAAAACAGAGGAAGUGGAGAGAAAAGAGAUAAGGAGAGGAGAGGUUCUUCGUGGAAAGAUGGACUCUGAUUCUGGGGAUCAGAGUGAGGGAGAAUUCUCUCCAGGUCAAGAGAGCUUCAACUCCAAGAGUUUGGCCCUUCAGGCCCAGAAGAAGAUCUUGAGUAAAAUGGCGACCAUGGCAGUGGCGAACCUCCUCACAGACGACAUCAGUAGCGAAAUUCUGGAUGAGCUUUACAAGGCCAGUCGUGAGUAUACCAAGAGCAAGAAGGAAGCCCACAAGAUCAUCAAAGACAUCAUCAAGAUCGCGCUGAAGAUUGGCAUCCUCUACCGGAACCACCAGUUCAGCUCUGAGGAGAUGGAGACCGUUGAGCGUUUCAAAAAAAAGAUGAACCAGGCGGCCAUGACGGUGGUUAGCUUUUACGAGGUGGAGUACACAUUUGACCGUGGCAUUCUGUCUGAGCUGUUGAUGGAAUGUAGGGACCUUCUUCACGAGUUGGUGGAGCAUCACUUGACGACACGCUCCCACGGGCGGAUCGACCAUGUUUUCAACCAUUUCGCAGAUGUGGAUUUCCUAACUGAGUUGUAUGGCCCGUCUGAAGAGUACAGACUCAACCUGAGGAAGAUCUGUGAUGGGGUAAACAAACUCCUGGAUGAUGGCGUACUUUAACCAAACCUCCAGUUUGCGGUUUCUCAGACUCCAUCAGGCUGUUGGGAUUUGAACUGACAGAAACAUGUGUUGUUGUUUCUAUGGGAAAUAUAGGGUGUCAUGGUAACUUUAUGAUGUGAUUGUAACUAGGGCUGGGCAGUAUUUUAAAUAUUCACACUGGUUCUUAUUUCUAAAGCCACCUUUUCACUGUCUCCGACACACUUACAAAAACUGAGAGUUCAUGCAAACUUGCAGCAAAUGUACCACUGAUUAUUUCCACAUCCAAAUAAGCUUUGUGGCAAACUUGUGACAAUUUGUCCAUUGUUGCAAAAGGUUUGCUGCAGGUUCACGCCUACCGGUGAAGAGCUGCAAACUACUGGCAAGUUUGCCAUGAACUCUCGAUUUUUGUAAGGGCAUUCACAUACGACUGAAACAUUUGUUCACAAUGGACUGUAUUCUUUGCAAGGGAGAGGCACUCGUGGAUCGCCUUGUCAAGUACCCAGUCCCUAUAUAUUUGCAAUGUAAAUUAUUAUUUCUGACUCCUUUCAUAAUCAUACAAUUUGCCAAAGAAGCAGGCAUUUACAAUAAAGUUUAGGACAAAGGACCCAUUGAUAUUUGUCACUUCACGCUCAUAGUUUUUAAUGAAAAACAUCAUAUCAGUUCGAGCGUUGCAUAUGGUCUAGUCGCACGAAAUUGAAAUAUUUAAAUGCAUCCAAUGCUCAAAUCCAAUCUGAAAAUUCUGCAUCCACAGACUGUGGGACUCUCUACUGGAAAUGAAUGAAUGAUCUUCUGUCGGAUGCAGUGAAAAGGUGGCUUAAUAAUUAAUUGCGUAUAAGUUGCGUUCUUAGGUUCAUUAAAAAUACUUUGUCUCAGACAAACAUUCCGCCAGAUUAAAAAAACGUUUCAGACACACAUAAAUUUGUUGUUACCUUCGUUCUGUACCAUCUGUAAUGGUUUUGAUGGAGAUAUAAAAUUAAACAAAAUUGUGAAUAUUCCGACGAUUUUAAUGUGCUUUAUUUUCGGCCAUUACGUUAGACUAGGUUACCUGUCUCGAAACUCACUAGUAUGAGAGCAUUAUGACUUUAGCGUUAAAACUUUAGUAGUAAAAACGCUAGUUCGUUGUUAGGUUUGAUUCAUUUGGUUCAUUUCUGUUUCAAUUAAUUGACUCAUAACUCUGAAUCAGUGAUUCGUUUGUGCCAUCACUCGAAAAUGUUCACGGAAAUCUCUCUAUGGGACAUUCAAUCUAUUUAAAUGUUAUACUAAAGUGUUAAGUAAGCUUAAUAUCAUCUCUGAUUUCAACUUCAGUAGCAAAAAUACUGUUGAUUCAUCUCCGUGAAUCAGUUUAAACUGUCCAUUUCAAUGCUUCACCUUAUAAACCUGAUCCAUAGACUAAUUUGCAUCAUCAUUCAAAAAUGUUCCCUGAAGUCUCCACACAGCAUUUUCAUCAAAAGCUUAAAAAUAUUGAGAUUUGUCAUUAUUUGUUUAGUUAUAUCACCCAGCCCUGAUUGUAACCCAGCAUGUAGGGAUGGUCACCCUGGUGCAAAUUAAAGUCAAAUCCUGGUUUGUAUUUCCAACAUACCAGAUGAUUGUCUGAGGAACUCCAGGAACGUUUUAAAUUACAAGCUCCUUUAUAUGCACUGUAUGCAAUUCAACCUACCUAUCCUUUAAGAAUGUUCUAGCAAUGCAACCUUAGCUUUCUUCAGUGUGUGUACAAGAACCAAUGAGGAUGUUUAAUUAAUAGUUUGCCCAAAAAUAAAUGUACUCACUUUCAUGUCAUUCAAAAACUGAGGAACACAAAUGGAGAUGUUUAGCAGAAUCUCUGAAAUAAUGAAGGUGAAAGGGGACUGGGGCUUCUAAGCUCCAAUAAACAGCUUUAUAUACAUUAACAACUUAAAUUUUGGUUUCAUCCUCAAAAAACAGGUUUCAAAUGGCUUAAGAAGACAUUGGAAAAAAAUUGCCUAUUUUUGUGGUGCUUUUUGAUUGAGUUUGACAAAAUAUAUGACUUAAUCCAGUCAAAUACUUUGAUAGGAUAGAAAAAAGAACCUCAGAGAUUCUGCCAAACAUCUCCUUUUGUGUUCCACAGAAGAAAGUGAGUUCAGAACUACACGAAGAUGAGAAAUUAAUGACAGAAUUUUCUUUUUUGAGUGAACUAUUCCUAUAAUAUUGCAAAAGCUUUGAGAGCUGAUAAAAUAAAUGGCACAAACCUUUGUAGAACAGAGUGUGAGUCAAAAGAAAAAGAUGAAGUGCAGCAGAAAGAUUGUAAAUAAACUUAGGGGUUUUGGUCUUCUGUCUUUUGCCUUUGUAAUGACUGUGUCACAGCAGCUCCCAUGAUCCUGUGCUUGGUCUUUCCAGAGCCUUAUACUUUAGCAUGUAAAUGUGUGUACAGGAGAGAAAUGUGAUUAUUCCACAAGUCUGUUGAGUGUAGCACUAUUAUCAUUAAACAUUCCACAUGGACUUCC